CUGUCCCCCGUAAGGUCCCCUGUCCCCUGAGGGCCUUUGUCCCCUGUGAGGGCCUCUGUCCCCUGAGGGCCUCUGUCCCCUGUGAGAUCUCCUGUGAGGUCCUCUGUCCCCUGUGAGGUCCCCUGUCCCCUGAGGGCCUCUGUCCCCUGUGAGGUCCUCUGUCCCCUGUGAGGGCCUCUGUCCCCUGUGAGAUCUCCUAUGAGGUCCCCUGUCCCCUGAGGGCCUCUGUCCCCUGUGAGGUCCCCUGUCCCCUGAGGGCCUCUGUCCCCUGUGAGGGCCUCUGUCCCCUGAGGGCCUCUGUACCCUGUGAGAUCUCCUGUGAGGUCCUCUGUCCCCUGUGAGGUUCCCUGUCCCCUGUGAGGUCCCCUGUCCCCUGAGGGCCUCUGUCCCCUGUGAGGACCUCUGUCCCCUGUGAGGGCCUCUGUCCCCUGUGAGAUCUCCUAUGAGGUCCCCUGUCCCCUGAGGGCCUCUGUCCCCUGUGAGGGCCUCUGUCCCCUGUAAGAUCUCCUAUGAGGGCUUCUGUCCCCUCUGAGGGCCUCUGUCCCCUGUGAGGGCCUCUGUCCCCUGGGAGGUCCCCUGUCCCUUGUGAGGGCCUCUGUCCCCUGUGAGGGCCUCUGUCCCUGUGAGAUCCCCUGUGAGGUCCCCUGUCCCCUGUGAGGGCCUCUGUUCCCUGUGAGGUCCCCUGUCCCCUGUGAGGGCCUCUGUCCCCUGUGAGGGCCUCUGUCUCCUGUGAGGUCCCCUGUCCCCUGUGAGGGCCUCUGUCCCCUGUGAGGUCCCCUGUCCCCUGAGGGCCUCUGUCCCCUGUGAGGUCCCCUGUCCCCUGUGAGGGCCUCCCUCUGUCCCCUGUGAGGGCCUCUGUCCCCUGAGGGUCUCUGUCCCCUGUGAGGGCCUCUGUCCCCUGUGAGAUCCCCUGUGAGGUCCCCUGUCCCCUGAGGGCCUCUGUCCCCUGUGAGGACCUCUGUCCCCUGUGAGGGCCUCUGUCCCCUGUGAGGUCCCCUGUCCCCUGAGGGCCUCUGUCCCCUGUGAGGACCUCUGUCUUCUGUGAGGGCCUCUGUCCCCUGUGAGGACCUCUGUCUUCUGUGAGGGCCCCUGUCCCCUGUGAGGGCCCCUGUCCCCUGUGAGGCCCUCUGUCCCCUGUGAGGGCCUCUGUCCCCUGUGAGGGCCCCUGUCCCCUGUGAGGCCCUCUGUCCCCUGUGAGGCCCUCUGUCCCCUGAGGACCUCUGUCUUCUGUGAGGGCCUCUGUCCCCUGUGAGGCCCUCUGUCCCCUGUGAGGGCCCCUGUCCCCUGUGAGGUCCCCUGUCCCCUGAGGACCUCUGUCCCCUGUGAGGCCCUCUGUCUUCUGUGAGGGCCUCUGUCCCCCUGCGCAGCCUCUGACCUCACCCUCCAGGAUUGGCCUUUUGCACUCUGGGGAGGUACGGCCCCCACUCCAGGCCCUCGGGCCCCAGACCCCUCACUCACAGCUUCCUGCUCGUCAGUCUGUCACAGACUCGCUCCUGAGGCUGCACAGACUCAGGCCCACGUCUGCACACUGGACAGAGGCCUCCACACUGCUGUGCCAGGGCCACAGGGCCGGAGGACCCAGGGGUUACAGGAGGCAGCUCAGCUGGCUCUGGGGGAGGGGCAGUGGCCAGUGGGAGCCCAGUCUCCGGGUGGCUGAGAAGGUGGUCUAGGCCCUGCUCCGCAGACCAAGGCUCCUGAGGAUCUGGGAAGGGCUCGGAGCCAGAGCUGCGUCAGAGGCUGGGUGGGGGGGGACCAUGCUGGCCUCUAGGGGAAUCAGCUGGGCCUUGGGUCAGAACGGAAGUCUACUCGUUGACAGGCACGCUGGGGGCUGUUGGGUCUGGGGCAGCAUAAGCAGGACAGAGCUGUCCACGUGUGACUGGCAGGUGAUGUGGCCUGGAUGUGUGAUGGGCAGUGGCCGGGGAGGCUUGGACCUGAAGGGUGCCCCACGGACAAGGGGGCUCCAAGGAGGAAGGGGGCAAGGAACUGCCCAACAGCCCCAGCUCCCUGCCUUGGGCACCCUCUGCCACAUCCAGGGAAGGGAGCCACGGGGUUGCCCGCCUGGAACGGGUGGCUGGGAAGGAAAUGGCCGCAAUCCUCUUAGAGCACCUGCUAUAAACGGAGCAGCCGGGCGACCUGGAUAUAGUAAUCCCAGGAUUAGCUCCUCCCUUCCGUUUUAAGAAAUGGGUCAUCGUGAGUCAAACAGGCAGAGAAUUGCCAGGAAACACCCGGCCUCGGGCCCUGGGUGGGGUAUCCAACGCCUCCCUCGCACAAGCCCAGAGGCGGAGCCUCGCCCCCACCCUGUCCUGAGCCUGCCUCCCACCCCCAGGGUCUGUUGGCCCCACAGCCGCUCCUGCACUAGGUUUGCACUCUUGUUCUGAGGGUCCGUUCCCUGCUGGGCUGUCCUGGAUCAGUCCCCUCCGCAUCUUGGUGCACAGCUGGGCAGGGCUCCACAGGCAAGAACUGGGCCGUGCAUGGCCUACACCAUCUCGGCAGAGAAACAGAAACCAGGGUCUGGAUCAGCCCCAUGCUGUCCUGAGCACGGGCCAGUGCCCCCACUUCAGCCCAUUCGCCGACGAGCUCACCGGCUACACGACGAGGAACAUCCUGGCCAUGCCCAUCAUGAACGGGAAGGACGUCAUGGCCGUGAUCAUGGCUGUGAACAAGCUCGAUGGCCCCUGUUUCACCAGCGAAGACCAAGAUGUUUUCUCCAAAUACCUGAAUUUCGCCACGCUGAACCUGAAGAUCUACCACCUGAGCUACCUCCACAACUGUGAGACGCGGCGAGGCCAG
Messenger RNA from Oryctolagus cuniculus (rabbit), 2790 nucleotides. The record is from RefSeq and is a predicted model, not a curated record. Lineage: Eukaryota; Metazoa; Chordata; Mammalia; Lagomorpha; Leporidae.